ACGAAUGUAAUAGCAUAUAAUCCGCUGCAAACGGAUCCGAGAAAAUUAUUUGCAAUUUGCAAGCGAUACAGACCAGUUGCUUUUUAUAAAACUUUUAAAGUAUUGAAACAUUCUUUUAUAAUUUCGAGAAAGUGUUAAAUAUUGUAGUGGGAUUGAAUUGAACAAAGUAAAUUUAAUUGUAAAGUUGCGUAGUCGGCUUGACGAGGCAUACGAAAGGCAGCAAACAAUUGCCAUAAAUCCAGUAGUACUGUGCUCGCAACAAUUGGCCAAUUGGGAAAAAACAAUCAGCAAGCGAAAAAAGAUUUACCGCCAAAAUGCGCGCAGUAUUGAUUUUUGUGGCGUUGUUCGCCUAUGCUAGUGCGGUUUCGUUCAGCGAUCUUGUGAAAGAAGAAUGGUUUGCCUACAAAAUGGAACACAAGAAGCGUUACUCCAAUGAAGUAGAAGAACGUUUCCGUUUGAAAAUUUUCAAUGAGAACAAAUUGAAGAUUGCCAAACAUAAUCAGCUAUUCGCUGCGGGCAAAGUUUCAUUUAAAAUGGGCCUUAACAAGUAUACUGAUAUGUUACAUACUGAAUUCCGUGAAACAAUGAAUGGCUUCAACAACACACUAAGAAAGCAACUACGUAGCACCAACAGAAAGUUGACCGGCGCCACUUUCAUUGCACCAGCACACGUUACUGUGCCAACCUCAGUGGACUGGCGUUCGCACGGUGCAGUUACCGAUGUAAAGGAUCAAGGUCACUGUGGUUCGUGCUGGGCUUUCUCCACUACGGGCGCACUUGAGGGACAGCAUUUCCGCAAAACCAAUGCACUAGUCUCGCUGUCCGAGCAAAAUUUGGUCGAUUGUUCGAGUAAAUAUGGCAACAAUGGUUGCAACGGUGGUCUCAUGGAUAACGCAUUCCGUUAUAUUAAGGAUAACGGCGGUAUUGAUACAGAGAAAUCGUAUCCAUAUGAGGGUAUUGAUGAUUCCUGCCAUUACAAUCCAUCUACCAUCGGUGCCACUGAUCGCGGUUUUGUCGACAUACCAGCCGGCGAUGAGGAGAAAAUGAUGCAAGCUGUUGCCACAAUCGGUCCAGUCGCCGUCGCUAUCGAUGCAUCACACGAAUCAUUCCAAUUUUAUUCCGAUGGUGUCUAUGUUGAGCCACUUUGUGAUGCAGAGCAAUUGGAUCAUGGCGUGUUGGUUGUUGGUUAUGGCACUGAUCCCAGCGGACAAGACUACUGGCUGGUAAAGAACUCUUGGGGCACCACUUGGGGUGAUAAGGGUUAUAUUAAGAUGGCGCGCAACAAGCAAAAUCAAUGUGGUAUUGCCUCGGCCUCCAGCUACCCACUUGUUUAGAGAGUGUAAGCUGCUUACCAAACACAACAGUCGUAAAUAUUGCAAGCAAAUACAUAGGAUUUAAAAUACGCAAAUUAAUAUUUUUUAUAAACUACAGUGAAUUUCUUAACUUCGAAAAGAAGCGUAUAUGAUUUUUGAUUUUGUUUGUAUUAUUUGUAUUUUAUUCGUUAUAAGUUCUAUGUAGUAUUGUUUAUUUUAAAAAUUUUCAGUUUAUUAUUAUCGAUGUGUGUGUAGAAAAACAGUUGUGAACAGUUGCAAAGAGUAAUACCAAAGGUUACAUUAACGUGUAACUUUUAUGUAAUAAAACAUAUACCACCUACUCAUCGCCAUCACUUUAUCAAAGCAUAAUUAGCAUACAAAAAUGUAAAAUUAUUAUAUAAAUAAAUAUAAAACUUAAAAAAUUAAA
This is a messenger RNA of Zeugodacus cucurbitae (melon fly), 1740 nucleotides long. Its product is annotated as cathepsin L. Gene Ontology annotation, cellular component: lysosome. Gene Ontology annotation, molecular function: cysteine-type endopeptidase activity. The record is from RefSeq and is a predicted model, not a curated record. Gene Ontology annotation, biological process: immune response. The coding region runs from base 315 to 1334 and encodes 339 amino acids. NCBI's taxonomy places the organism in Eukaryota, Metazoa, Arthropoda, Insecta, Diptera, Tephritidae. The transcript is spliced from 5 exons.